Lycium barbarum (goji berry) is the source of this 654-nucleotide messenger RNA. RefSeq lists its product as uncharacterized. Bases 1 to 654 code for a protein of 217 amino acids. The transcript is spliced from 3 exons. Lineage: Eukaryota; Viridiplantae; Streptophyta; Magnoliopsida; Solanales; Solanaceae. The record is from RefSeq and is a predicted model, not a curated record.
AUGUCUAAUCUUACAAAACUCGAGUUCGUUGCCCUUGAUAUUUCGGGCAAGAACUACCUAUCAUGGGUGCUAGAUGCUAAAAUCCAUCUUGAUGUUAUGGGUCUUCGAGACACCAUUAAAGAAAAUAAUAAAGCAUCCAACCAAGAAAAUGCCAAGGCUAUGAUAUUCUUGCGUCAUCAUCUUGAUGAGGACCUGAAAAUUGAAUAUCUUACUAUUAAGGAUCCACUCGUUUUAUGGAAAAACUUGAAAGAAAGAAUUACUUCUAUAUUGACACUAUGUGGAGAAAAGAUUAGUGAUUUUGAUAAGCUAGAAAAGACGUUCUCCACUUUUCAUGCCUCGAAUGUGCUCCUGCAGCAGCAAUAUCGAGAGAAAGAUUUCACAAAGUAUUGUGAUUUGGUUGCUCAUCUUCUUGUGGCUGAACAAAAUAAUGAUUUGCUGAUGAAAAAUCACGAGAAUCGACCUACUGGCGCUGCACCACUCCCCGAAGUGAAUGGGGGUGCAUCAAUUAAAAGAAAAGAGAAAAAUCCUGAAGCUAAUUUUAUCUCUGAAAAUCAAAUUGACAUCACACACUUGGAUGUAGCAGAUUUCUUUGAGCACCCUGAAGGAAAGAUAGAUCACUUGAUUGGUGAUGGUUCUGUGGUUAGAGAUGAUUGA